This is a messenger RNA of Ceratina calcarata, 3386 nucleotides long. Its product is annotated as zinc finger CCCH domain-containing protein 13. The transcript is spliced from 12 exons. Bases 203 to 2779 code for a protein of 858 amino acids. The record is from RefSeq and is a predicted model, not a curated record. Lineage: Eukaryota; Metazoa; Arthropoda; Insecta; Hymenoptera; Apidae.
AGAGUGACGCCACAGCCCAGAGUGAAGACGACAUUUUAUCUGAUUCGCGCGUCCACGGCAUGCCUGGGCAACUGUGUGCCAAAUACUUAGAUUUGAUCGUAAAUAUUUUGCUUGUUAACAUCUUGUAAAGAAACGUUCACGUGUUUCAACAAGACCUUUGACACCAAAUCUGACAUCUAUAACCCAUUUAUAAGUCAUAAUUAUGAGUUACAGCUACAAUAAAUGCAGCUUUCGAUUUAGUUCCAAUAUGAGUUCACGUGGCCGUGGAUUUAGUUCUCGUGGAGGCAGUUCCUACAGAGGAAGAGGUGGUAGUAGUGGAAAUGAAUGGAACAGUUCUGCAGGAGGGAACAUGUCUAGUAGAGGAGGUUAUUCAUCAUCUAGAGGAAGCAGAUUUAAAUAUCCAACUACCAGCUAUGACUCUCGUUCAAAAUAUGAUACUGGAGGAUCUGAAAGAUAUCCUAGUAGAGGAGGAAGAGGCGAACAUAAUAAUAGUUACAAAAGACCAAGAGAUUCUUAUCCACCGAGAGAUGAUCAUCGAUCAUCAAGUGAUUCUGCUCGAAAAAGAAUGAGGAGUGAUUCCUAUCAGGGCGGAGGUAGCGGUAGCGGCUCUCAGAGGUAUUCUUCGUCGUAUGGUGGUUCGUCUGCAUCAGCUCCUUAUGACGAUAAUAAGGGAUCGUCAUCCUCGGCCGUGUACGAUGACAAGAGACAGAGCGAACGUGCUUCUUCGUAUCAUCGCUCAGAGGAUCGUCACUCGGCAUCACGGAGCUAUGCACCUCCACCACCCCCUCGAAUUAGUGAAAUGGCACCUCCUGCUCAAAGAUAUACCUCGAGCCGAGGGCGGAUAUCGCAUCAAAGCUCAAAUUACAGAGGUCGCAUUUCUACUCGCGGCAGCAGCAGAGGGGGUGGAUUCCAUCGCAUAAGCUCUCGAUCGGACGUCAUCAUGGCUCGCAAACGUACUCUACACUCGCUCGACUAUCGACGCAAGCUGCUAGGAUCGCGAUCGCGAGACUACAUCCAGCGUGUGCGCAUGACAACCAAAUUGCGCAGGAGUAGCGGUACUACUAGGCUAUCCGGAAGUAAAAAGGAGACAGGAUCAGGAACCAGCAUGAAGGACAAGGAUAGAGAGAUGACCAAAGCUAUUAACGCUGAAUUUUCCGAUGAUGAAGAAGAUGAUGAUAACAAAAGUAAUUGGGAUGAUGAUGAAAAGCCGCAUGAACGCGAUGAUGAAGAGGAAGAAGACGAAAAAGAAGAAGAAGAGAAAAAGAAAAAAGAUGAAAAACGAAAGAAGGACAAACAAGAUCGAGAAAGACAAAAUACUGAAGACGAAGAAGAAAAGGAAGAUGAAGUGAAAGAGGAUGAUGAUGAUCAUAAACAUGAGGAUGACGAGGAUGAUGGAGAUGACGAUGAAGAUAGAGAUGAGAACGAUAAAACAGACCACGGUAGAACUACUGGUUCGGAAGAGCUACCCAGUAGAAGAGACGGCAGAAAAUUUAUUAAACUGACUUGCCCACAUUGUGCACAUCGUAGUGUAACGUUCAAAGAGUACUCGUUACAUCUAUAUUCAGGUCGUCACAGUGCAGCGAUGAGACGAAUCGCCUCACGGCACAAGGCAACUUUGACUCGUAUGCGCGUAUUACAACGACAAGAACAAAGACGUGUCGAAGCUCGUGAUGCUGCCCGUGGUACUUUACCCUCGCGUACCAUGUUCUGUCCAAUUUGUAAACUCAAUUACCGUUCUCUUAAAGCAGUACAUCAGCUAUCAGAUUCCCAUCGUCAAAUGAAACGAUUCCUCACACCAUUUUGUCGUACUUGUCGUAUUCAAUUCCGUUCGCCGAUGCUCUUUGAAACUCACAUGUGCUCUUUGGAUCACAUUAAGAGGAAAAGUGCAUUAAAAGAGAGAUUGAACGCUGGUAAUGGUGAAGCAGAGGCAGAUUCGAGUGGUCCCGAAGAGGACGACAAGGAAGUUAAUCUCGAUAAUUUCAUGACUUUAGACUCUGUAGGUGAUGUUGAUGAAGAUGAAGAGUCUCCUGAGAAAAAGAAGGAAAAACCGGAGAGUGAAGGUACAAACGAAGCAGAGAAGAAGCCUAAAAGCAAACAAAUGAUUAAAGUUGGAGCAGAAUACAUAAAACGCGUCGAAGUCCAGUUCUGUGAAUUAUGUAAGGUAUACCUACCACGUAGUGAAAAUAGUGAAAGGGCAAUAGCUCUUCAUUGCUCAACAAGAAGUCAUCUUAAACGAUAUGUACGUGAUAACGAUGACAAAGCAUUGCGAAGGCAAGCAGAACGAAUACAUCUCCAAUCGUCAUCGACAAAUAAUACUACUACGCUAAACGUUAUGAAUAAUACGGAAAGUACUAAAUCUCCGACUAACUUAGAACCACCUUCUGCGAGUAAUACGUUACCAGCAGCUACAACUGAUGGCAUUAAUACUAAUGAAUCUGGUAAAGUGAACGAGCAAAAAGGGGCGGUUGAGCCUGAGAAAAUUAUAAAGGAUAGUAAAAAUGCACAACCAGAAGAAGAUGAUGAUGACGAUUUCGUGGGCGAUGGUGGUGAUAAGUUGUGGGACGAUGUUGAUAAAGACCUGGGCGAAAUUUUAAGGGAAGCAGAAGCAGCAGCUAAAUCUAGCGAUGAUGAAGAUUCUCGUUAUGAUCGUUUCCGUAAUUCUGAUAAGAAACAACAACACUCUGGCAAGGAUAAAGAAAGUGAAACGAAUGAGACAGACGAGAAAGAAAACACGAUAAAGCCAGAAACAAAAAUAAAAACCGAAAAGAUAGAUAUGUAAAGUCCAAGAAUUAUUAGUAUGUUUCAAUCAUAUCCCAACGCGAUUUUACUAUCUCUUUAUAAAAACAUUUGUAACACAAAUAAUAGAGCGUGUAAUACUGGAUUUCAUAUAUACGAAGACAUUGUAAUAUUUUGCAACAUAUAAUUACUUUGAAUCGAGUUACAAACAGUUAAUGUAUAAUAUAUUUUGUUCUCGGUGACUUUGUUGUAAAAAUAUUUGUAAAGAUGUGUAAAUCUAAACAAUGCUAAUUUGGAAGUUAUAACUAUACACUUACAUAAAUAAAUUAAGUAAUUCCUUUGCUUAAUUUUGUAAUUGCUAAAAAUGUACACUUGGUAUCAGCUAUGCAGCGUUCAAUUCCUUUGUAAUUCAAGUGUGUACUGUGUACGUACAUUUAAGUAACAAUUAUUAAUGAAAAUUGUAAAAGAAUUUAAUGCAUGAAUAAUAUGCAUAUUAAGUAUAGUUGUGUAAAAGUAGCGGUUAUUUGUGCGUCACAAAUUUGUUGAGAAACAACAAAAAAAUAUCUAUUUCUAAUCAUUAAUGUAAAUGAGCGCAUAAUAAGUCGAUUGAACUUGUCAUUUAUAGGUAAUAAUAAAUAUUAUUAUAUACA